Prorocentrum cordatum is the source of this 2352-nucleotide messenger RNA. The record is from the annotation of a GenBank genome assembly. NCBI's taxonomy places the organism in Eukaryota, Dinophyceae, Prorocentrales, Prorocentraceae.
CCGCGAGCCGGAGCCUGAGAAGGCCAUCCGCGGGCUCUUCCUCAACGCCCUGGACAACGGCAACGCGGUGCAGGAGGCCUACGACCUGCUGCUGGACAGCGGGAUCGCGAGCGAGGAGCUCUUCGGCAAGCUGCUGGAGCUGGGAGCGGUCGCGCGCGGUCCUCGGAAGCUCGCGAUGGGUGUCGACUCAGGCGCGGCGACGACAGUGAUGCCCAGGGAGAGCUUCACGGACUACCCGUUGGUGGAGAACGAGAUGAGCAGGAAGGGCGAAGGCUACCGCACGGGCGACGGCGGCUGGGUCCCCGACUGCGGCACGCGCGAGCUCUUGGGCGAGAUUGACACAACGGGCGGCACGCGCGUGAUCAAGGGGAUCAAAGCGAGGCGGAGCUUCGCGAGGAACGAGAGCACAGGGCAGGAGAUCAACUUCGUGCGGCGCAACAACGCGUACGAGAUGGAGCUGGGCCUGACCGCUGCAAGCCCGGCCAUCGCGGAGGGCAGUGAGAUCUGCCCGUUGCAUGGAGGUGGAGACGAUGAGCUCCCUCCAGUCGUCGCGGAUCCCUACGGCGAGCAGCCUCCCCCGGCACGGCCGGGCGAGGACGGCGAGCAGCGCCCCCCGGCACAGCCGGGCGGGGACGGCGAGAACGAGGCGGAGGCCCCAUUGAUCAGGGCUGCGAGGAGACCGUGGGAGCCCACGGAGCAGGAAAAGAUGGAUCACCAGGUGAGCCACGUCCCCUUCCGGGCGUGGCGCCGCCACUGCGUGGCGGGCCGCGGACGCGCGGCUCCACAUAAGCAGUGCGACCACACGGAGGACGGGGUGCCCAUCGUCGCGUUGGACUACGCGUACUCGGGCGGCAGCGAGAACGGCGAGGACGGCUCUGCGCAGAUGUGCCAUGCGAAGAUGUACUUGAAGUCGGACCAGGAGAAGCCCAUCCUGGCCCUGAAGGCCGCAGCAGUGGCGCGGCUCAAUGAGAAGGGCGUCACAAUCAUGACCGAGGAGUCGGCCGUGGGCGAGUCCCACAGCAACGGGCUCGCAGCAGGAGCGGUGCGAGACAUCACGGGCCUCGCGCGCACGCUGCGGCACGCGGCGGAGGAGCUGCACGGGGCGGUGUUCGGGCAGAGUCAUCCUGUUCUGCCCUGGCUGGUGCGGCACGUUGGCUCGAUGCUGAGCCGAGGCCAGCGGUCAGCCGACGGCAGGACGCCGCACGAGCUGAGGAAAGGCAGGGCGUUCAAGAAGCCACUACCGGCCUUCUCGGAGAAGGUAUUCUACUUGCCUGCGGGCAAGAGGGCGUCGCGGCUGGUGGACAGGUGGCUGGAGGGCAUCUUCCUCGGGGUCGUGGAGGGCACCGACGAGGUGUACAUCGGCACGUCGGACAAAGCGCUGCUGGCCGAGAUGCGCGGGGUGCCCUGGGACCCGGUCCCUGGAGGCAUCGAGGGGAGUCGCGCCCCCGACGGGGGCGGCGGCCUGGCGGCACCGCCGGCACGCGCGAAGAUCGUGGCGGACCAGGUGGUGCCCGACGCGCAGCUGCUGGAGGUGCCAGCGCCGGCGGCGCCAGGAGCGCCGAGGCGCGUCUACCUGAGGCGCGACAUCGAGCUGCAGAGGCACGGGCACACCGAGGGAUGCUACGGCUGCACGUCAGCGGCCCUCGGGCGGCGCGCAAAGGCGCACUCGGAGGAGUGCCGGAAGCGCAUCGAGGAGGCGAUGGCAUCUGAGCCAGCGAGUCGAGGGUGCGAGGGCCAGGAGGGCACUCCCCUCGGUGGAGGACCAGGGUCGGGCGGCGCCGCGGCGGCGGCGGCCCCACAGAGCACGGAGGCGGGCCAGCUAACGAUCGCGGACGCCAGGCAGAUAGGCACCUUGCUGAUGCAGCUGGGAGCCUUCGAGGGUAACAUCGCGGAGGUGUUCAACCUGGGCGAGUUCUGCAGGCGUGCGCCGUGCUUCGGCCAGGAGCCGGGGAUCGCCAUGGACUUGCGGACCGGAUGGGACUUUGACGACACGAGCCAGCGCGAGCUGGCGAUGCAGGAGAUCACGGAGAGCAAGCCCAUGUUCGUGGUGGCGAGCCCCGCGUGCACGCCAUUCUCGCUGAUCCUGAAGACGGGCGAGGAGCAGCACGAGGGCCGGCUCUUCUUGUACGAGCAUCCGUGGACGGCCUGGAGCUGGCACCUCAAGAUCAUCGAGAAGGUGCGGCUGCAGUGCGUCAUGGUGAAGGGCCACCAGUGUGGCUUCGGGCAGACCUCGAAGGAGCCAGACGGGGUCGUCGGGCCGGUGGCGAAGGCGACGGGCUGGAUGACGAACAGCCAAGCCAUCGCGAAGCGCAUGGAGCCCUGUGCACCAAAGACCACCAGCACGUGCACCUG